Molecule: messenger RNA, 322 nt
Organism: Meleagris gallopavo (turkey)
Lineage: Eukaryota; Metazoa; Chordata; Aves; Galliformes; Phasianidae
Source: RefSeq, a predicted model, not a curated record
UUCUCGCCGCCGGCAGCUGCGGGGCGGUGCUUCGUGUCGCUUCCGUUUCCGCUGCCCUUGCUGCCGGCAGGAGGUGAAGGGACCAAGAGACGCGAUGUGGCGGAACCUGCUGAGUAUUCGCCAGGUUUCCCGGAGGACCAUAAGCACUGCUUCGCGCAGGCCGCUGGAGAACAGAGUUCCUGAGAAGCAGAAGCUCUUCCAGGAGGAUAAUGGCCUCCCUGUGUAUCUUAAAGGUGGGAUCAUGGAUGGUCUGUUGUACAGAUUCACCAUGGGUUUGACAGUUUUUGAGGAUUUUCUGUUCAGUUACCAUAACAAUGAGUAA